GUCCUCGAGACCGCUCCUAGUGACGGGAGGGGUCCGGCCACAGCUCCCCGUUUGGUCGGCGCCGGGGCUGCGGGCAGCGAAGGACGGCCAAUAGGCUGCGCGUUCCCGGCCACGCCCGCGCGCGCUCUCUUCUCGCGAGGCCUGCUAGGCCCGAAUGUCGUUAGCUGUGUAGAAAGAUGGCGGAAAAUUUAAAAGGCUGCAGUGUAUGUUGCAAAUCAUCCUGGAAUCAGCUUCAGGAUCUGUGCCGACUGGCCAAGCUUUCUUGUCCUGCCCUUGGUGUUUCUAAGAAGAAUCUUUAUGACUUUGAAGUCGAGUACCUAUGUGAUUAUAAGAAGAUCCGUGAACAGGAGUACUACCUGGUUAAGUGGCGUGGAUACCCUGAGUCAGAGAACACCUGGGAGCCACGCCAGAAUCUCAAAUGUGUGCGCAUUCUCAAGCAGUUCCACAAGGACUUAGAAAGAGAGCUUCUCCGGCGGCACCGCCGCUCCAAGCCACCCAGGCAUCUGGACCCAAAUUUAGCCAACUACCUGGUGCAGAAGGCCAAGCAGAGGCGGGCACUGCAGCGCUGGGAGCAAGAGCUCAAUGCCAAGCGCAGCCACCUGGGACGCAUCACCGUGGAGAAUGAGGUAGACCUGGAUGGCCCUCCGCGGUCCUUUGUCUAUAUCAAUGAGUAUCGUGUUGGGGAGGGCAUCACCCUCAACCAGGUGGCUGUUGGCUGUGAGUGCCAGGACUGUCUGUCGGCACCCACUGGAGGCUGCUGCCCUGGAGCGUCCCUGCACAAGUUUGCCUACAAUGACCAAGGCCAGGUGCGGCUGAAAGCUGGUCAGCCCAUCUACGAGUGUAACUCCCGAUGUUGCUGUGGCUAUGACUGCCCUAACCGUGUAGUCCAGAAAGGCAUCCGCUACGACCUCUGCAUCUUCCGCACUGAUGAUGGGCGAGGCUGGGGUGUCCGCACGCUGGAAAAGAUCCGCAAAAAUAGCUUUGUUAUGGAGUAUGUGGGAGAGAUUAUUACCUCAGAGGAGGCAGAGCGGCGGGGCCAGAUCUACGACCGCCAGGGCGCCACCUACCUCUUUGACCUGGACUACGUGGAAGACGUAUAUACCGUGGAUGCCGCCUAUUAUGGCAACAUCUCUCAUUUUGUCAACCAUAGUUGUGAUCCCAACCUGCAGGUGUACAACGUAUUCAUAGACAACCUUGAUGAGCGACUACCCCGCAUCGCAUUCUUUGCCACAAGAACCAUCUGGGCGGGCGAAGAGCUCACCUUUGAUUACAACAUGCAAGUGGACCCCGUGGACAUGGAAAGUACCAGAAUGGACUCCAACUUUGGCCUGGCUGGGCUCCCUGGCUCCCCCAAGAAACGGGUCCGUAUUGAAUGCAAAUGUGGGACAACAGCUUGCCGAAAAUACCUCUUCUAGCCCUGAGAAGUUUGAGGCCACAUUAACUGAAGGGUCCUGAAGCCACCUUCCUCUCUACUGCUGCCCUCUUGUCAAGAAUGACCAUCAGAGCCUUGUCUGCCUCCACUUGUCCUCAUCUGCCCCAACCUAUUCCCUCCCUGCUCCAGGGUCAGGGCUAUGGUGAGGACUGACUCUGGGUACCCUUUCUCUCUUCCUUUCCCCUGUCCCAGGCCCAUCAGGCAUUGCACUUACAACUCCUAGCCACAUUUUCAAAAGUAUAUUUUUCACAUCAGGAUUCCCUGGAGUUGGGAUUCAUGUUUGUCAUGGAGGUCCAAAGGGUGAGCAACUCAACCCCAGAAUAGAAAGACUUUUUUUCUGGAUAGCAUCUCUGCAGCUCUGUGUAGUUCAGGCUGGUGUUGGACUCUUAAUCCUCCUGUCUCAGCUUUCCUCCUGCUGAGUG
Messenger RNA from Peromyscus eremicus (cactus mouse), 1854 nucleotides. It is a transcript of the gene Suv39h1, whose product is annotated as SUV39H1 histone lysine methyltransferase. Lineage: Eukaryota; Metazoa; Chordata; Mammalia; Rodentia; Cricetidae. The record is from RefSeq and is a predicted model, not a curated record. The transcript is spliced from 6 exons. Bases 177 to 1415 code for a protein of 412 amino acids. Gene Ontology annotation, cellular component: nucleus. Gene Ontology annotation, molecular function: zinc ion binding; protein binding; histone H3K9 methyltransferase activity.